AUGAGCGCCGAUGCGAAAGACGGCGGAGGUGGAGGUGGUGGAGGCGGUGAGGGCGGCGGUGGCGGCGGUUGUGGAGGCCCCAGGAUGCGGCACCUGCUACUGUUCCUCGUCCUGGGAGCGACUCUCGCCCCGGGCACGCGGUCCGAGCGCGUAAGAUACUUGGAGGUCUCGGAGAACGCUCGACCGGGGACCAGGGUGGGUUUCAUCGACGCCGAUAGUCCGCCGUACUUGAUCGUAUCGGUUUCCGGGUCAGCGGUCGAUUCGGACUUGAUAGUGGAUCACGCGACAGGCGAGAUAAGGACAAAAGUGCCGUUGGAUCGGGAAACCAGACCGUCCUACAGCUUGGUCGCUCUGCCGCAGAACAUUCAAGUGGUGGUGAAGGUUCUCGACGAGAACGACAACGCGCCGACCUUUCCCGUCGACCACGUGGACGUCGAGUUCCCGGAAAAUUCGCCGCGCGACGCGAAACGCGCGCUGCCACCCGCCAAGGACCCGGAUCUCGGCCAGUACUCGACGCAACGAUACGAGAUCGUGUCCGGCAACCACGGAGACGCGUUCAGGUUGUCCCAGCAUCGUGGCCGCGACGGCGUGCUCUACCUGGAUCUACAGAAUUCCGGUUCCCUGGAUCGCGAGGCUCGAUCGCGUUAUCACUUGGCGAUAGAGGCGUUGGACGGAGGCGCGCCACCGCUUCGUUCGAGACUGCACGUGAACGUGACCGUGCAGGAUGUCAACGACAACCCGCCGAUUUUCAAUCAGACGAGGUACGCGGCCAGCGUGCCGGAGAACGCGACCGUCGGAACGCCGUCCGACCGGGAGGAGAUGUUUCGCAUCGAUCCGGAGACCGGUAUGGUGUACGUGAACAAGGCGUUGGACUUUGAAUCGAAGGAAAGGCACGAGCUGGUGAUCGUUGCGAGGGACCGUGGCGCUCAGCCUCUCGAGGCGAGCGCGUUUCUAUCGGUCCGCGUGACCGACGUGAACGACAAUCAACCCGCGAUCACCGUCAUCUUCCUGUCGGACGACGCGACGCCCAAGAUCAGCGAGAGCGCGCAGCCGGGCGAGUUCGUCGCCAGGAUAUCGGUCAGCGAUCCGGACUCCAGGACCGAGUAUUCCAACGCUACCGUCACGUUGACCGGCGGCGAGGGACACUUUGGCCUGGCCACCAGGGACAACAUCAUAUACCUGGUCGUGGUGGAGCGACCGCUCGAUCGCGAGGAGAAACCCGUCUACGAUCUAUCGGUCGAGGCCACCGACGCCGGUACCCCUCCGUUGCGAGCCGUUCGAACCUUUCGGUUACUCGUCACCGACGUCAACGACAACGCGCCGAAAUUCGCGCGUGACAGAUACGAGGCUCACUUGCUGGAGGACUCGGAAUCGGGUACACCGGUGUUGAAGGUGACCGCGACGGAUCUCGACGAAGGUGCCAAUUCCGCCAUCAAAUACUCUCUGCUCAAUUCCACGUGGUUCGUCAUCGACGAAGCCUCUGGUCUCAUUUCCACGCGAACUCACGUGGACUGCGAGGCUGAUCCCGCGCCGGUGCUCGUAGUGAUCGCGACCGAUUCGGGUCGUCCGCCGUUGAGUAGCAACGCGACAGUGCGCGUCACCGUGCACGACCUCAACGACAACGAGCCGAUCUUCGAGAAGCCGCUGUACAACGCCACCGUACCGGAGGAUAUGCCCGUGGGACGCUGCUUUCUCAAGUGGGUGGUGAGCUACGAGACGAUCGCGCGGCCGUUCGUCCUCGCGAUUUCCGUCAAGCCUGCAGAUCUUUGCGGCAGCUACCUCACGGUGUUUCGCGGCUUAACAAGAACGACCGUGAAGAGGAAGUCGCAUACCGAUGAAUACGACGACGACGACGACUGA
Messenger RNA from Eufriesea mexicana, 1860 nucleotides. RefSeq names its product protein dachsous. The transcript is spliced from 4 exons. NCBI's taxonomy places the organism in Eukaryota, Metazoa, Arthropoda, Insecta, Hymenoptera, Apidae. Gene Ontology annotation, molecular function: calcium ion binding. Gene Ontology annotation, biological process: homophilic cell-cell adhesion. Gene Ontology annotation, cellular component: plasma membrane. The record is from RefSeq and is a predicted model, not a curated record. Bases 1 to 1860 code for a protein of 619 amino acids.